Molecule: messenger RNA, 1431 nt
Organism: Malania oleifera
Lineage: Eukaryota; Viridiplantae; Streptophyta; Magnoliopsida; Santalales; Ximeniaceae
Product: endoglucanase 9-like
Exons: 7
Coding region: 112-1431 (439 amino acids)
Biological process (GO): carbohydrate metabolic process
Molecular function (GO): hydrolase activity, hydrolyzing O-glycosyl compounds
Source: RefSeq, a predicted model, not a curated record
UCUUUGAACUUGUUGAACACCUUUGCGGACCCUAAAUACAAAGAAGCCCUAGCAAAGGCCAUACUAUUCUUUCAAGGCCAAAGGUCUGGUGCCCUGCCAACCGGACAACUAAUGACAUGGAGGUUCAACUCUGGGCUCAAAGAUGGUUCAAUGAGUCACUUAGAUUUAUCGGGAGGCUAUUACGAUGCGGGCGACAACGUAAAGUUUGGCUUGCCAAUGGCAUUCACCAUCACCAUGUUGUCAUGGGCCGCGAUAGAGUACGAAAGGGAAUUAGGCUCCGAAUUGCAACAUACUCAAGAUGCCAUAAAAUGGGGCACGGACUACCUCCUAAAAUGUGCAACCACGACCCCCGGCAAGCUCUAUGUCCAAGUGGGCGAUCCUAAUAAGGACCACAGCUGCUGGCAACGGCCCGAGGACAUGAGCCCGGACCGCCCCGUAUACUCCGUCUCGACAGCGAACCCGGGCUCCGACGUCGCCGGUGAGACUGCCGCUGCAUUGGCCGCCGCUUCAAUCGUGUUCCGGCGGGUUAACGCUGGCUACUCAGCUAAGCUCUUGAGAACUGCCAGGGAUUUGAUGAGCUUUGCAAUGAAGUAUAGGGGUGCUUACAGCAACUCCCUUGCAUCCGUUGUCUGCCCAUUCUACUGCUCUUAUUCUGGAUAUAUGGAUGAGCUAUUGUGGGGAAAUGCAUGGCUAUAUACUGCAACAAACGAUCCUUAUUAUCUUAAUAGUAUAAAGUCAUUAGGAGCCAACGAUGCAACGAACAUUUUUAGUUGGGACAACAAAUUUGCUGGUGCCCGUGUUCUCUUAUCAAAGCAAGCUCUACUGGGUAAUGCAAGCACCUUCCAACCAUUUAUACGGCAAGCUGAAGAUUUCAUGUGUCAAAUUCUACCUCAGUCUCCUUAUUCGAGCACACGAUACACGAGAGGAGGGCUAAUGUACAAGAUUGAUGGAAGCAAUACACAAUAUGUAAUGGCAAUUUCAUUCUUGCUCACCACCUAUGCCAAGUACAUGACUGCAACAAAGCAUACUUUCAAGUGUGGCUCCAAUUAUUUGGCCACCUCAACUAAGCUAGAAACCCUAGCUAAGCAACAGGUGGACUAUAUACUAGGGGCAAAUCCUAGGAAAAUGUCGUACAUGGUGGGCCACUAUGGAUUCGGAACACGGUAUCCGCAGAGAAUUCAUCACAGAGCAGCAUCCUCGCCUUCAAAGAAAACUCUUCCAACCACCAUCGGUUGCCAAGAGGGUUUUAAAUAUUUUUAUGCGCAAACCGCCAACCCUUACACCUUAAUCGGAGCCAUCGCCGGCGGCCCGGACAACAGCGACAACUUCGCGGACGAUCGACCCAAUUACGGGCAGUCGGAGCCCACCACCUAUAUCAAUGCCGCCGCAGUCGGACCCUUGGCAUAUAUCAGUGCAAAAUAUUCUUACUAA